Molecule: messenger RNA, 2294 nt
Organism: Vollenhovia emeryi
Lineage: Eukaryota; Metazoa; Arthropoda; Insecta; Hymenoptera; Formicidae
Gene: Lhfpl
Product: lipoma HMGIC fusion partner-like 3 protein
Exons: 6
Coding region: 888-1775 (295 amino acids)
Biological process (GO): sensory perception of sound
Cellular component (GO): plasma membrane
Source: RefSeq, a predicted model, not a curated record
CCAGCCGCGUGCGUGUGCCGUCGCUACAUGUGCAAUACAUAUCUCGUGACGUGCAGCAAAGCAUCAGCGAUCGCGCCGGUAGCACCUCGCCGCAUCUUUGCACCUGGCUCCGAUUUCUCUCCCCCUCGCGCAUUCCGACAAGGCCCUGACGUUGUUGACGUCAUUGGUGUCUUUUGGACCUUUCGGCCGGGUAUUCUCUAGAAUUCCCAGGGAAGUGUCGCCCCCGCGAACGUCAACGGGUCGCCUCCACGCAUUCUUCCGCGUCUCGAGACACGUUGCUCGAACGGAGGAAAGAUACCCCAGGCCGACUCGGUGAUUGGUGAACGUGCCUGAACGUAAAUGUCACGGACGUUGGUUUGACGCGGAGACGAGGGUUCUCGCUGGUUUUAAACGCAGUGGGAGGAAGACCGGCGAUGAAGAGACAGGCUGGGAAGUGAACGGAAGAGACCCGUGUCUCUAUUGUGAAACGAAGAAGAAAGAGCGAUUUCGAGGAAAAUCCACUCCGCGAGGGAAGAGCGGACUUAAUAGCAAAAUCGCGUCGCGAUUGUGUGUCGUUAGCGAAAGUACGGGGUCCUUUGUUCGCGCGGGAAGUUUCCGGCGAGCGCGCGCGUGUCUUACACACGGCGAUUCCAUUGUCGUCGAACAAUUGGACCAGCGUUGGGGUACGUCGUUCCAAGAGCGACGACCUUCUCCCGCGGGUGUGAUAACCGGCGAGAGACUCAAUCGGACGACUCGAUCUCGCGGUCGCGCUACUCCGUUCCGCGCGCGGGAUUCGCGGGAGUCGAUGUUAUGGUCGAACGGCCGCGCGUGGAGGAAUCGCUGUUAAACGUCGCGCCGGCGGUCGGGACGACAUCGGGUUUGCGUUGACCGGGAAUCGGCUCGUCAAGAUGGGCUCGAAGAUCGAGUACGUCGAGUCCUCGCACAUGUACGCGACCAAUUACAUCCGCAAUUCCAAGGCGAUCGGCGUGCUCUGGGGUAUAUUCACCAUAUGCUACGCCAUCAUCGGCGUCGUCGCGUUCGUCACCCCGGAAUGGCUCGGCGACCUCGAGCACGAGAAUCCCGGGAGAUUCGGCCUGUGGACCAGGUGCAGCUACGGCGGUAACGGUGAGCUAGGCGAGGAGUGUAUCGGCCGACUGGACGACCUGUCGAGCAUCGCCAACGUUCCUUUCCGAGCCAGCACGAUUCUAGUCGGCAUCGCGGUGAUAAUCGCGCUACUGGCGAUCUGCGCGAUGCUCAUGUUCUUCUUCUGCCAGAGCACCACCGUGUUCUACAUAUGCGCCUGGAUGCAAGUGGUGUCAGCGAUCUGCAUGGCGAUCGGAGUGUGCAUCUAUCCUCUCGGCUGGGACUCGCCGGCGAUCCGCGCGGUAUGCGGUGCAGCUGCGUCCAGAUACAAUCCCGGUGCCUGCGCUGUGAGAUGGGCGAUACCGCUCGCCGCAAUCGCGGCUCUAGACGCGGCCACCUUGUCCGCUCUUGCCUUCAUUUUGGCCUCUAGACACGUGAGGCUGCAACCGGAACCUUUCAACAACGGAUCCUUGUACAAAGGUGAAGUAAAUCCGGGCUAUGUGAACGAAGCCCAGAGCGUGGCCGGCUCCCGCAAGUCUCUAUCCUUGAGACCGGUUCUCCUAGUGGCUCCGCCCGAACAGGACCGCUACAGCGAGCUCUCCAGAGCAAAGUCGCACUCGCAUCACAGUCUCUACACACCAGCGCCGUCGCAUCCGGUGCAUACCAUGUCUACGAAUACUCUCAAUCAUUCGCAGCAUAACUUUCAGCUCUAAGACAUCAGAACAUUGCGAGCUAGCAUGUAUAUAGCCGACGAGAUACGAGGAGAAGCUGUAUUGUACAUAAGAUGAAACGGCGGGGUGUGAAACUUUGCUGGGAUAUGCGCGAUUUGAACGCAAUAGCUCAAGUCAUCGCUUUCGCGAUGUUAAGUUUCACAAGAUAUGGAAUUUCAUGACGACGAAACUACGUAUAAAACGGAUGCGAUUGACAGCUGUUUCAUUCAACGACUGAAUGUUUAUUAUGCGUGCCGUGAACAUUUCCACGUCUACGUGGUGUAUUAGUCUUAUUAUCGAUAUGUGCCGAAAAGGACUGUCUUCCUUGACUAUAUAUAUAUACGCAAUUAUUACGCGAGUAAUUAUUGCAAGGUAAAUAAAUAUUAUACAAGUUCUGUUAAAUAUGAAAUUAAAUUUCAUCUCAUUAUAUUAAUUUGUGGAAUAUUCCCUUUAUAUUAGGGAAAGUGAAACAUUUUUUUUUCAAUUCAAUUUUCUCUUAAUUCUACCUUUAGAAUCUCAUUG